Punctularia strigosozonata HHB-11173 SS5 is the source of this 384-nucleotide messenger RNA. RefSeq lists its product as uncharacterized. Gene Ontology annotation, molecular function: nucleic acid binding; zinc ion binding. The record is from RefSeq and is a predicted model, not a curated record. The coding region runs from base 1 to 384 and encodes 127 amino acids. The transcript has 4 exons. Lineage: Eukaryota; Fungi; Basidiomycota; Agaricomycetes; Corticiales; Punctulariaceae.
AUGGGACGUCUGCGCCGCUCUAGGACUCACGGUGGGAAUCGUGAUGUGCAUCGUGCCGGACGGACGAGGGCUCGCACGAAGGAUCUUGAUCAGAUUCAGUUGAUUGAUCUGGACCCGAAGCACCGUGCUGCUUUGGAGGCCCAGCCCAUUGACUUUGAUAAACCUGGCCUUGCUCAACACUACUGCGUCGAAUGUGCUAAAUACUUCGAAACCGAUAAUGCUCUUCAGUCACACUGGAAGAGCAAGGUGCACAAGCGGAGGUGCAAGCAGCUGAAGGAGCCCGCAUACACGAUUGAAGAAGCGGAACGAGCUGCUGGGCUAGGUGUGGACAACGGAAGGAGGGCGACAAAGCAGAUAUCGGCCGCUGAGAUGCAAGACUUGUGA